AUGGCUAGAUCCUCAGACCGAAAACGAUGUCGAGGAGGAGUCCCUGUCCUCCCCUUUCAGGCGGUGACCGUGGCCUCAGCCUGCUCUCUCCCACAGGUCGCUGCGCUGGAGCGGCAGAUCUUUGACUUCCUGGGCUAUCAAUGGGCUCCUAUCUUAGCCAACUUCCUGCACAUCAUGGCAGUCAUCCUGGGCAUCUUUGGCACCGUGCAGUACCGUUCCCGGUACCUCAUUCUGUAUGCAGCCUGGCUGGUGCUCUGGGUUGGCUGGAAUGCAUUUAUCAUCUGCUUCUACCUAGAGGUUGGACAGCUGUCCCAGGACCGGGACUUCAUCAUGACCUUCAACACAUCCCUGCACCGCUCCUGGUGGAUGGAGAAUGGGCCAGGCUGCCUGGUGACACCUGUCCUGAACUCCCGCUUGGCACUGGAAGACCACCAUGUCAUCUCUGUCACCGGCUGCCUGCUUGACUAUCCCUACAUCGAAGCACUCAGCAGUGCCCUGCAGAUCUUCCUGGCUCUGUUUGGCUUCGUGUUCGCCUGCUACGUGAGCAAAGUGUUCCUGGAGGAGGAGGACAGCUUUGACUUCAUCGGUGGCUUUGACUCCUACGGAUACCAGGCGCCCCAGAAGACGUCGCAUUUACAACUGCAGCCUCUGUACACGUCGGGGUAGCUUCUGUCUCGCGCCCAUCCAGUUGCCACGAGCUUGCUGGCUGGACUGAAGCCCUGGCGCGAGCUCGGGCCGAAAUAGCAGGCGCGCCUCCUGGCGGCUCGCGAACCGACUGCAGCCUGCUCCGGCUGGGUCUGCGGCGGACUUGGACUUGGCCCUUCCAGCCCGACUCCAGGGGUGGGACGGGCUGGGCGGGGGAGGGGGAUCGCGGGGUUUGUAUUUUUUUUAUCUCAGCCUUGGCGUGCGCUGGGGCCUCCCUCCCUUCUCCAGCCGCUCCCUUUAGAAACCCUUCACCCCACUUCCGGUCCCCUGUCCAGGGAGAAAUGGCAUUUGCCCCAUCUCACCACACUCGUUCACCAGCCCUGGGGAGAGUUACUGUGAACUAGAAGCAGGAGUCCUGGGUUCCAGUUGCAGCUCCGUCACCGACUCUCUGUGUGACAUCUGGCAAGGCCCUUCCUUGCCCUCUCUGGGCCUCAGUUUCCCUCAAUUAAAAUAAUCUCUUAGCAGAUGGAGCUCUUUCUAGCCUUUUCAUUUGACUCUUAAUUCCAGGGGCUAGGCUGGGAUUAUAAUUCCCAUUUUGCAGAUAUGGAAACUGAGGCCCGGAGAUAUGAAGUGAUUUGCUUGAGGCCACACAGCUAGGCUUUUGGUGGAGGCAGGCCUUGAACACAGCAUACCUUCUGUAGUUUCAGGCUCCAAAACCCAGUGUCUGGUCUCUGAAUCCCAUUUCCAAGCCCCCAUCCAGCUGGGACACUCUAGAACCCACGUGAUCUACAUCACACACACCACCACCACCACCCCUCGCCAGCACCUCUCUUGAAGCAAUAUACCUGUUCUCCUGUUGGGAACCAGAUGAACAGAGCCCAGAGCCCUGAAUUCAGCCUGACCCACAGGGAAGCCCUCCUAGACUCGGCCCCCAUCCACCCUUGGCCAACCUUUCAAGCUCAUUCCAGUAAGGGGGGUGGGCAUAUCUCAGCCACCCCACCCCCUUCCAGGUCCCUGAGGCCGGGUCUGCUGCAGCCAUGAUCCCCUUUCCUCUCAGCAACCCCACCAACCCCUGAUGGCUCCAUCCACGUCACCCGUUGGAAGACUUGUGGUUCCAGAAUGGAAGACAGCUGGUCAGCACCUCCCAAUCACCAGUUUUCAAAGAUCACCAGCGUUUAUGACCACUCCAAUAUCAAAGAGAAACCUCUAACAAGCCCAGAAGGAGUUGUGAAGAGGCAGACUAGGAGUGUGGGUCGUGGUGUGGGGUCGGGAGGGCCAGCACCCCUGAGAGCAAACAGAGAUGAGAGCUCAUUCUCCCCAUCUCCUUCCACAGACACCCCUGAGGAUCUUACUUCCUGUGUACUGGCCGUGAGUCCAAGGGCAGGAGGGGCAGCCCUCAGCUUCCCAGUCUGUGAAACAGGAGUGGCCUUGGAUUAGGAGGGAGGGCAGGAGGCGUGGGGGAAUGGGAGGGAAACACAGAUGGUUUGUAUACCUGAGCCCAUCCAUGGUGACCACUCCACUCCUUGCUCUCUACCCUCUGAUCUAGCCUUCCCUACAUCUGAGGCCAAAGCAUCCUGAGCUAAGACCCCACCCCGCCAUCCCCUCGGCAGUGUUCUGCCAAGGAGCCAGCCCCAGGAGUUCCACUGGUCACCCCAGGCACUGAGGUCCCAUAUGGUCUGCCCAGGUAGCUAGGAGUGCUGUUCAAGAAGGGGGCAGCUCCCUUCGGACCUGGCUGCUAUCCUGCCACCAGCCCUCUCCUGUCUCCAGUCCUCUCCUCCCACCCCCACUCCCCAGCCUCCUUUCUACUCAACGGGUUUAGCCACUGGUGCUUUGAAGCCUUUUGUUUUUAUAAGAUGGUUUUUGCAAGGGACCAAGUUCUUUUCUCACUGGGACCUUGCAAGGCAGGGAGUGUACCCUGGUUUCUGUGCAGGUGGGUUAAUUAAAGAUGGUGUUUUCUUCUCUAUCA
Molecule: messenger RNA, 2611 nt
Organism: Leptonychotes weddellii (Weddell seal)
Lineage: Eukaryota; Metazoa; Chordata; Mammalia; Carnivora; Phocidae
Source: RefSeq, a predicted model, not a curated record